AUGGCAAUCUAUGAAGACAAAGAUGGGCUGGUGGCCUGCUGGUCUUCCGCAUUUGAAACUGGCCGCGGUAGCGACGUGGUGGUCAGGGCACCAGGUGGGGAAGAGAUUCGCUGCCACAAGGCUGUGCUCUCCGUCUUCAGUGAGCAUUUUCAAAAAAUGUUUGAGUCGGACAUGUUGGAGGGCUCAAAGGGCUGCGUGGACGUCAAGGAAGUGGACCCAGUUGCACUGCACAGCAUGAUUGAGUUCAUGUACACAGGCCGAUGCACAGUGACGAGUCUGAGUGUCAUUCCCUUGAUGGCCGUUGCGGAGAGAUUCGAUGUCCAAUCGCUGCGAAACUUCUGUGGCAGAUAUGUGGAACAGGAGCUGCAGAUAACCAGGGACAACUGGUCAGACCUCCUGAAGUUGUGUGCUGCGUAUCGAGUGCCACCUUUGGCGACUCGCCUUGUGGACGCAUUCUUGGACGAAAUGAUUGUUGACCUUGCGGACUGGGUGCAGAUAUCCCCUUUGGAGCUUUCAGCACUGAUGUCUGGAGCAGAGCAGAAUCGAGGGCCACUGGGUUUCGCCCUUGCAAAAGCGGUGGAUGUGUGGACAUCCCACGAAGAUGGCAGACAGGAGCACGGCCUGGGCAUCCUGCAUAGCUUCGACUACACGAAGUUCACCACACAAGAGAUCUGUGAGCUGCGCACCCUGGACAAUGUGCAUGCUUGUGUGAGCCUAGGCCCCCAGAUCGUGGCAUCGAUGGCCAAGAUAGCGGACAAGGCAAGAGAGCACAAGCAGGCGGCCUCGAGGACAUGGAGCCAGGGGGAUUCUGGAAGCUGGACAGCGCCAUCUUCUGGCUGGUUCUACCUUCUUGCAAGAGGCCAGAGGGGCAGCUCGCACAAUGGCCACAGCGGUGGAGAAGGUGCAGUUGUUGGCGGUGCUUGUUUGCUGAAGGAAGGAGAUGAGUUGCUGAUUAGCGCUGGUGGGCCGAUCGGCCGUGAGGAAUCGCUCCACAGGUCUUCCUCUGUGCCCUCAGGAGGAGACGCAAGCUACAUCGCGUCAGUGGUGAAAGGUGUGCCGGCGAAAUCGCACAGCACUUUGUUUGUUGCCGGGGGUGGCGGGUCCAGUUCAUGGAUUAACGAUGGAGGGGAUGCGAUUUUAGAGGGCCCAGCGACUGGCACGGGUAAAAAGCGUCAAUGUAGCACAGCUGGAAUGAGCUACAAUGAUGUUUAUGCAUGGCCAGGACGACCACUGAAGGGGGGCACAGAUCCAGAGGGACAGGGGGCAGGUGGCGCUGGCUAUAACGGGGGCAGAACAAAAAACUACAAUCUUCCAUGCAGUGGUGGAGGAUCGUGCUUCAUCUGCAUGGGGGCGAAGAACGUCGUUAAAGCUUACAACCCCAUGGACAGCUGCGAAGUUCAAAUCUUCAGUGGUGAUGUGCUGCCUGACAAUUUUGUUCUCUGA
Molecule: messenger RNA, 1443 nt
Organism: Ostreobium quekettii
Lineage: Eukaryota; Viridiplantae; Chlorophyta; Ulvophyceae; Bryopsidales; Ostreobiaceae
Source: the annotation of a GenBank genome assembly